GCCAACCCUAAUUUGCGCACCACGUUUCUCGAGUCAGGUUAAAUGUCGUGCUGGUUUGAUGACGACGGAUCAAAUAUUAGAAGGGAAGUUUCAUUUUACCAGCAUAGCGUUUUCGUAUAGCUCCUUUAAAUUGCGUUGCAUCAGUCUCUUGUUAGCAUAUUACGUUGGCAGGUGUUCGUCGCGACUCGCGAGAAUAUUUGUGCGAAAGCAGUUGGCUGUAAAGGUAACUACAUUCAAAAGGAAACUAAUUCCACUAAAUACAACUUGAUUUACAGCACAUAAGAGAGGCCUAUUAGAAUAAUAAGAUGGGUUUCAUCACUGAUGUUGUGAUUCAACUGGCAUUGUUCCUCGUAUUCACAAUAAACUGUGAAAAUACGACCGGAAUUGGGCACCCAUUGGACCCAGUCUUGAAUGUCACUACGGAAUGCAUAACUUACCGCUACGUUCUAUGCCCCAAGAAUAUGACGGCCAUGACUGUUAUAUUCGAAUAUGAAAAAAUGGAUGAUCCGUAUUCAUCCAUAUCGAAGGAUUCGCAAUGUAUUUUCUAUCGAUUCAUUCCGUGUCGAGAGGCUUCGCCAGAUCUGAUCCUCGAACAAGAACGACAUCGACAAACCAAAUCAAUAAACGGGAAAGAACAAAAAAAUUUCGAAGAGAAAAAAAAUUUGGAACUGUCUGCCCUGGAAAAUAAAUUGAACUGCUUAACCAGUCAAAUAACGCAAUGUGAAAUUUCCCAGAUUAUUUCGAAGGAAAACAUGAAACAGCUGAAUGUGACUGAAAACGAGAAGUUUGUCCUGCAAAGAGACAUAAACAACUUAACCGACAAAAUAAAGCAAUCUGAAACCUCACGUCAAAGAUCAGAUGAACAUUUGAUAUUGUGCAAAAAACUGGCAUAUAAUUUAACCUUAAAAUCUGCUGAAUGCGGAAUGGAGAUUGAGGGUAAGAAAGCAGCGGAGAACAUCGUCACAGAAGCCCAAGUCGCGAAAAAACAGUUGAUUGAUGAUAAAACCAAACUCAUGUACUCGUCCAUCGCUAAAAAUUUCAAUAGUACUCCUUUUUCGGGAAAAUUAGGCGUACAAAGUUACACCCUUUACCAAAUGGGCCGUAUGAAGAUCAUACCAAAACUGCAUAUAGUGCCACUUGUGGCCCAAUACGGCAUAGUUUUCAACGAUGUCGCAUCGAUAAGUUACAACCUCACGAUUCCACCGUGUAAGCAAUCAGCAGAGAGCCUCGCAGACAGCAGCCGUAGUGUCUUUAUUGCCGUGGUAUCUGCACCUGGAAACCGAGAAAGACGAGAAACUAUUCGACAGACGUGGAAAAGACAUGCCCAACUGGUGCUGGGCAUCACGAUUGAGUUUGCUUUUGUUUUAGGACCAACUGAUGAUGAUCAAACCCAAAACCGUGUUAAAGAGGAAAGCACAAUAAAUGAAGAUAUCAUUCAGAUUUCGGAUAUGCCAGCAGAGUUUCCAAGUAAUAUGACGAUGCCCGGGGUUUUAAAUUGGAUUUAUUAUCACUGUCCCCAAACCGAAUUUCUAUUUAAAGUCGAAGAUGACAUGUAUGUCAACGUACACAAACUAGCAUACUUUGUUCGAGACUUUUACAAAUUCGGCAAUAAUGGCACUUUGGCCAUUUACAGUCAGAUGGUGGAUGAGAAUAUUGAUGGCCAGAAAAUCAAGCCCAAGCCAAAGAGAAGUGGGGAAAAGAUGGUUUCGUUAGACGAUUGGCCGUGGAAUACGUAUCCGUAUUACUUUGAUGGGCCUGCCUAUUUGAUGCAUAAAAGUACCAUCUUCCCACUAUUGGCAGCCAUUCAAACAACGCCUGUCUAUUCCUUUGAAGACGUCUACAUCACCGGAAUUUGUGGCGAUAAAGUCGGACUAAAUAGAAGAAUAAGCGGCAAAAGUUUACCAGUCUUGUGGCCACGGGCAUCGGAAACUGUGACAAAUACAUGUGACGUUCACAAGUUUCUAUCCUGGAAGAAUACGGAUUCGUCCAUAUCCCACGAGAAAAUCGACGCAUUUUACAGUGGACGCGCUCCCAAUUCUCCGUGUGAUUACAAUUACAAAGACAGCCACAAUUUUACAUUUUUCCGUUUGGAUUAAAAAAGUUUUAUUAUUAUUACUUCAUAUUUUUUAAAUCUUUAUCUUCUUUAUAUUCUUUAGACAGUUAUUGAAUACUGUAGUGUGCUGUGGA
This is a messenger RNA of Daphnia pulicaria, 2187 nucleotides long. RefSeq lists its product as uncharacterized. Lineage: Eukaryota; Metazoa; Arthropoda; Branchiopoda; Diplostraca; Daphniidae. Gene Ontology annotation, molecular function: hexosyltransferase activity. The transcript has 4 exons. Gene Ontology annotation, cellular component: membrane. The record is from RefSeq and is a predicted model, not a curated record. The coding region runs from base 306 to 2096 and encodes 596 amino acids.